GAUUGGUUCUUUAGACCGGGUCUCUUUCACCGCCUUUCUUCCUCUUAUUUUUUUUCUUUUCUUUUUUUUUUCCCUACGUGACGUCACUUCCCGCUGUCCGGUGAGGCAGCCGCCAUAUUUUUUUUCCCCCUCCGGUUACAUAUGGCGAAUAACAACGCGGCGGCCCUCGGGGGGACCCCGCAACCUACUCAGACAGGUGGUGGUGGGAACAAAUCUGCCCCCUCUGGGAAGCCCGGGAAUGUGCUGCCGCUGUGGGGCAAUGAAAAGACUAUGAACCUGAACCCCAUGAUUCUGACCAACAUCUUGUCCUCUCCAUAUUUCAAGGUGCAGCUGUAUGAGCUGAAGACCUACCAUGAGGUGGUGGACGAGAUCUAUUUUAAGGUAAAUCACGUUGAACCAUGGGAGAAAGGAAGUCGAAAAACUGCUGGACAAACCGGGAUGUGCGGGGGGGUACGUGGUGUUGGCACAGGGGGCAUUGUAUCGACCGCCUUCUGUCUCCUCUAUAAACUGUUCACCCUGAAGUUGACAAGAAAACAAGUAAUGGGCCUCAUCACGCACACAGACUCCCCUUACAUUAGGGCACUUGGGUUCAUGUACAUAAGGUACACACAACCCCCUACUGACUUAUGGGACUGGUAUGAAGACUUUCUCGAUGACGAAGAGGACCUGGAUGUGAAAGCUGGCGGAGGCUGCGUGAUGACAAUAGGAGAGAUGUUACGUUCAUUCCUUACCAAGCUGGAAUGGUUCUCUACUCUGUUCCCAAGAAUCCCUGUCCCAGUGCAAAAACACAUAGACCAGCAGAUUAAGAGCAAACCAAGAAAGGUCAAGGAGAAAGCUGCGGAGGAAGUAGAGGAAGUUCAGCGUCAUGUGGAGAGGAGACGGUCCAGGUCUCCGAAAAGGUCCGCAAGUCCUCGAAGGUCUCCCAGGAGAUCAAGGAGCAGAAGCCAUCAUAGGGAACAUCACGGAACAACAAGUUUUGACAGGGAAUUAGAGCGAGAAAGAGAACGACAGCGGGUAGAACGCGAAUCCAAAGACAAACGACGAUCGCGAAGCAAUGAACGUAGACGAAGCAAAAGUCGAGAGAGGCACAGGACUAGGAGUCGGAGCAGAGACCGCAAGACAGAGCGCAGAGACAAGGACAGAGAAAAAGAAAACGAGAGAAGCAGAAAGCGGGACCACGAGAAAAAGGGCAACUGCAGGGAAAAGGAUAUGGAGAGACCCAGAGAGCGUUCCAAAGAGCGCAAGAGGAGUGAGGAAAAGAAAGAUCGAGAGGAGCGACGGCACAGAGAGGACAGAGAAUCGCGUAAGGAAAGAAGACACAGCCGGAGUAGGAGCAAAGAACGGAAGCAGAGAAAGAGUAGGAGCCCCAGCAAAAACGCCCGCGGGAGGAGCCGAAGCAAAGAAAAAUCAAACAGGCAGAAAGAUAAACCGAACAAACGUAGUAGAAGCAGUAGCCACGGGCGGGCGGACAGCGCAGAGAAGUCACGAAAGAGAGAACAAAGCUCAAGUAGGGAGAGGCCGCGGAAGAGAAGUCGUAGUAAAGACAGAGGCCACAAACGCGAGUACGACAGCAAGGACCACGACCGUCACAGCUCUGACAAUGAGGAGAAGCAAAGAGUCAAAGAUGACGCUCUGUGAUAGUUCAACAAAUGGAUCACAUUGAAUCCUAUUUUGUUUUUUUGUUUUGUUUUUUUCCCUAAAGUUCUACCCUGUUCCGUAGCACUCGUUUUUGUUCUGUUCUAAACAAGUUGCGAUAUCACUUGUAUGUAGGGAAGUGCCUUUUUUUGGAAGCCUCCUGUAAUUUUGGACAGUACUUCUACCUUCCCUACAUUCGCUGAAGCUCUCAUGAAGCCACCGUUGCGUUCUUAUCAGUUCAGUGUUCCUGACAACCCACAGACUUGUACUUGGAAAUGCCCUGAUGUUUUAAUUCUUUUUUUUUUUCUGGCACAAUAAACCUGCUGGUCCAGUUUGUAAGCGGCAUUAAAUUUGUCACUUUUCUCAUCCCGAUGCUCGUGAGGUCAUGGUUUACCUCCUGACGCUGCGUGCAUGGCUUAGCUGACAUUUCGAUAGAAUGGCUCUUUGUGGGGUUUAUGUUUUUUUUUUUUUAUUUUGUUGUUUUUUGUUUUUUUUUUGUUUUUUUUCUAAACUGAUAUGAUUGCAAAUAUAACAUUUAAUUUUGUGUCAUUGUCUAAUUGUAAACAAUUUUUAAAAAAUACAUU
Molecule: messenger RNA, 2219 nt
Organism: Hyla sarda
Lineage: Eukaryota; Metazoa; Chordata; Amphibia; Anura; Hylidae
Gene: PRPF38B
Product: pre-mRNA processing factor 38B
Exons: 6
Coding region: 142-1638 (498 amino acids)
Cellular component (GO): precatalytic spliceosome
Source: RefSeq, a predicted model, not a curated record